AAAGUUUUACAGUGAAAACGAAUAGUUUAGCAGUAAAAUUGGUCUCGUCCGUGGUGUGGUGCUGCAGCUGCAUAACCGCACCCGGUGACGAAACAAUUGAGUUGUGAGCAGCUUUGAAACAGGAAAGAAGACCAAAUUCGACCUGCCAACAUGGCUAUCGAAUGUCCCGUCUGCACGCUGUUCCUACGGUCCGGCAUGUCGCUGGCCGAGCAUUUAGACACCCAUCCGAAGGAAAACGUGAUAAAGGCGUUAGUUAACAUAGUUAAAAAUGAUGGUCUGAGCUACUAUCACGGUGCGUUAGAAGAGCUGGGCCGGGAUGAAAUCAUACCAUUGGAGGGCAACACAUCUAGCAUUGGUACUGCCGCCACUGCUAGCAAUGCGCUCACCAUCCGAACGAACGAACGGACAACCGCACUAGGCAUUUACGAGACGCAACCGAUGUACAUGGACAAUGCAAUACUGGCUGCGAGCAGUAACGCGGUACAAGCCACAGUCAGCCAACCUUCACAGUUUACGGUGGUAAAAGCAAUCGAUGCGCACGGUAUUCCCAGCUUUCAGCUAAACAAUGUAACGCUUAUUAAGCGUGAAAUAGUACAGCCAGUCGCGACGCCAGGACUGUCAACGAUAUCGACAGUAGCAGCAGCGACAGCAACACCAACACAACCGGCUACUAUCGGAACAGUGCAAACCGAUCUGUCCGGCGUCGGUCCGAUGGGUGAAGAAUAUCUAGAGUCGGUUGGGAACGGAACGGGUGAGGCAGGUUCUUCAUCACGAGUGGUAGGACCAACCGUUGCCUCUACCACCGUAUAUCCCCGAUACACAAAUGAGUUAUAUUCCGGACCACCACCACCAUACAGUCGAGCCAUAUCGUCAACAGUAGCUACCAAUACACACAUCACACCAAUGCAACAGCAAACGGUGCAACUGAAUCUACCCAAAAGCAACGUUAACGGUGUUGCUGGGCAGCAAAUGCAGCUCCUGUCCAAGUUGCACCCAGAAACAUCGAGUUCCGCGUUCAAACAGUAUCCUUCCAAUCAGGCAACAUCCGAUCGCGGCGUAGAUGAGUCGGCUGUGACGGUAAACUUGCCACCAACAUCAGCAGCACCGAAAUCCGCCUACAGUGCGACGGCACCGACUGUCGCAACGACAGCAAUCACCACUGCCAGCAGCACUAGUUCCUUGAAUACUUCCCUUGAACAGCCACCGCCAACGAGCACACCACAAGCAACGCUCUCACCGAAAUCUACUGUGCCGACCCCGUCGAAGGCGAACGUAGUAAAAGUGAUAAGCAAUGUUAAGGUACAGAGUAAGCUGAAGGAUAUUCAGGAAAUUAUACUGCAAUUGAAUGCCGGUCAGAUGUCCAUCGUCGGCGAUAAGACGACACUAAUACCGCCUACUACCGAACGGCGUGCUUCAGCAUUUGCACCGAGCGCUUCCGGUCGAUCGUUGCUGGCGAUAGCGCCAGUGAAGGCGGAAUGUUCCACUACCGAACAACAGCAGAUUCACAUGUCCGGCAGCAGCAUGAUGGAGGUGUCCGAGGAGCAGAAUGACGGUUUCGAAGAACACAUGGCAGCAGAUUACGAUCACGAAGAGGAAUAUGGUGAGGCUUGGCAGGAUGACGAUAAUUACGUGGACGAUGAAAUUCGCGAGCAAUGGGAAGACGAUACUGACGCGAAGCGUUUUUGUAGCAGUGACGAACAAGGUGAACUGCAUUCGGCACAGUCCGUUACGGAGGAAAAACCAGCAUCAGUUACAAUUGCCUCCAGCAACGCUUGUACGAACAGUACGAGCAGCAGCAGCGCGAUGGAAACGAGUGUUAUUAGGAAGACGCCACAACCACUGCCGUGUACAACAUCCCCCACACAUCAGGAAGCAAAAUCGCAAAUAAAACGGUUGGUGUUCAGGAUGGCAGAUAAUUCGACACCGACCAACGUUUCGAUGUCCCCGACCGGACCGCCAACUUCGCCGAAAAUCGUACGCGCCUGGCAGGGUCUUAAGGUGGAAUGCUCAUCAGAAGGUACAAGCAUAACCAACAACACUACCACUACCUCCGUAACGAUACCGGCCGAAGAGGAGAUGUGCAAACCAAUGUCUUGUGCAUCGUCUGCGCUAGCUGGCCGUGAUUAUGCAGCAAAGCAGAAGCAACGCUUUCGGCCACCAAAAAAGUUAGCAAUUAAGCCAAAGCGUACACAGGCGGAGGGUGGACUCAAGUUUCCGACCCAACGGCCGGUAGACGGCGAUGUCCACCAACGUGAUGAAGUUGAGAUGACGGGGACGAACUCGGAGACGUGGACUGAUGCACCCGCGACGACGAUAGCGCUGGCAAACGCGCUCUCCACACUAGCGGAAGUCGUGUGCACGAAUGCAACAGCCGAACAGUCGACUAUGGAAUCAUUUUCUUCCACAUCGUUCAAUGGCAUUACUGCCGUAAUACAAAAGACUGACACUAGCAGCGGAAUUACCACCAGUUAUGCGUGUGUGGAAAAUGCUUUGCGCACCCAGCAACUGCUGAUGACGCCUAUCAAGCAGGAGCAUGCACGCAUGGCCGACAAUCCCCCUGCAGCUUCGGAUGUUGCGUCCAAACCGUUGACCAAGCCCAACCAAAUGCUCGAUGUCCGUGCGCCGUACACGUACGUACCACCGGGCAUCGGUGCUGUUGCACCACCGGGUGGCCACAAACGACAGCCGAAGGAUGAGAUCGACGUCGGUGCGUACAACAUUUCCUACGUCAGCGAAACGGGCGAAACGAUCUACCAUCCGCUGCCAAAGAAAGGCAUCAGAACGAUCGGUACGCCCAGAAGCGAAAGCGAAUGUGCAACCGUGCGGCCGAAUGAGGAAACUGCGAGCGCGGAGUACACCGAUAUGCGUGGAAUAGAAAAGGAUGAGCUUAUAGGGGAGGAUGUGAAAGUAUGUUCCACGCUACAGGGAGACGAAGAGGACAACGAUGAUGAGGAUGAGAAAGAACCAACCAAUGAAAUCGUACAGGAAGCGGAGGUAGUGUACGAGGAGCGAUUAGACAGCGAUGACGAUGAUUAUGAUGAUGUGUUCGAAAUGGAACCAAUAGCUCACCAACAGAACCCAUCCACCUCAUCGCCGUCUCCUGAUCAGCAACAGCAACAGUUGCUAAUGUUGCUGACGAGGGUGAACAACAAAACACCGCCCGGUACGGUUGAGCAGAAUACACCGCCAACGAACGCAACCGAAACAGUGGAAACAGAACCCGACCUGGAUACGAAGGAUCGCGUGCAGCAUGUUAGCGAAAGUGAUUACCUUUCUGGGGAACAAAGUUCAUCUUACAGGCAGUCGGAUAAAUCUAUCAAUUUGUCCGACGGUCACGUAAUGAAACGGUUCCAUUCGGGGUUACUGGCGACGGUUGAUGAAAAGGAUCUGCUCGAGGCGGGACCAUCCUCGCGUACCAUCGUUCAUGCCGGGGUACCACGGCCUAAGAUUCGUGUCACGAACGCUGACCCAUUCCAUGCUUCCGGUCGUACGGCCCCUAUAAAGACAGAAAAGGACGAACGAAAGAAGUCUGGAUCCGGUAAACGAAAGUGCGGCAAAGAUUUCCUCGAGGCAGAACCGUCCUCUUCGCUGUCCACAUCUUCGCAUCGCUUUGCAUCUGGUUCCGUGUACGAGGACGGGGGCGACUGUUUGGGGCAUAAUAGUUUUAUCAAUCCCAUCACCGGCACCAUCGCCGACGAACGGAUGUAUCCGGAAUCGGGUGACUGCGGGUUAAAAACGGCCAAAACGGAACCGUACGUUGAGGAUGAGCAGGAUACAACAACCUCCUCGUUCCUUGAUCUUAAUACGAUGCCGAAAAACAGUCUUGACGGUAUGACGAACGAUACGGCAAGCAUCACCAGCCAUAGCAGCAGCCACAGCGGUGCUGGUCUUGGCAAGGACAGUGGUGAAGGGAGCGGCAUAAGCAGUGGGACACGAUCGCUGCUACCGUCCGGUUCAUCGAUCGCGUCCACCAGCAUGGAGCGGGCACCGUCAACCGAAAGCUUCAACAUACGCACCGACGAGAAGAUGCCCGCGAAGGGUGAAAUUUCUGAGCAGGAAAGCAACGGCGAUAUGGACGUAACUUCCUGGAACCAUCGGAUGUACGCGGUCGGUGAGAAUGUGCCAAUAUAUCCGAGUUCGUAUGAUUUAUCGACGGCACAGGAGUGUUGGAAUCUGAGCAGCCGCAAUCAGGGCAUGUUUCCGGUAACGGAUCAUUUCUACUAUCAGCAGCAGCACAGCGGCGGUAACAAUACACACACCACCACUGUCAGCAAUCAAUACAUGACUUCGCGUGUUGCAUUCCAAUUUUCUUCAACCUCGCACCAGCAUCUUCAGCAGCAUGGACCGGAACUGCCGUUUGGUGGUGGUAUUAUGACGGGGAAGGUGGAGCCGCAGCAGGACGACGAUAAUGAUAAUGAUGAUGUGGAUGAGCAAGCGGAGGGACCACGGGUGAAAAAUGCGAUACCGAAAAUGCCGUUCGCUGACAUGUUGGUGGCCCGGAUGCAUGAACCACCGGGUGCGUACGAUGAAGUGGUCACACACCAUCAUCAACAGCAGCAAACAUGCGAAACGAAGUACGACGCUAUGGCCGGCACGACAUCCUACUUCGGUAUGGCUGCCGCCACCUGUUCCAUGUCGGCGGGAAUGGAACCGGUGUUGGCCAACCAUCCAAAACCGUCCGGUAGCGGUCUACCACGCACCUUCCGCUGCACGCUCUGCCCGAAAGUGUUCGACUCGAUCAAACAGCGGAGGGUGCAUCAGCAACGCGAACAUCCAAACGAGCUGUUGUCGCUAGCGUCCCACACCCAGCAGGAGCAAGGCGAAGAACGGAGCGGUGAAGGACGGCAGAAUCAACAAAAGCAAGUGUACCAGCAGCAGCAACCGAUAACGGUGGUAAUGAACUACGACUGGAUGAAGCAGGAAAUUCAACGUAAAAAUGAAGCUACACUGAAUAGCAGUCGCGUGCUAAUGUCGGGUGGUUGCAGCAGCAGCAGCAGCACUAUCGCCGUUCCCGGCACGAGUAGUGACGAGAUGCAGCAACAGCUCGUAGUAGCACAGGUGAAGACCGAUGAGCCUAUGGCGGAUGGGUCGAUGGGCUUAAUGCAAACCAUGUGUUCGGUGGCCCGGAACCGUUCGUAUGUGUGCAGCACCUGCCACCAAAAGUUCGACCGGUUUAACCUGUUCAACGAGCAUCUGCUCGAGCAUCCGGUGGAAUGUUUUGCGUGCGGGCGACACUUUAAGCAAUGGCGUAACUUUUCGCUCCACAUCAAGCGCCAUCUGGGCAUCAAGGAGCACCAGUGCCGGAUCUGUAGCAAGCAGUUCGUCGUCAAGCAGAAGCUAAUCGAGCAUAUGCGGGUCCAUACUGGGCAUGCACCGAUCAAGUGCAAGCUGUGCAAUCGCACGUUUAAGCGGUUCUCGAACCUGGCCCAGCACCGUAAACGCUACCAUAUGAACCGGACGGUAACGAAGGAGGACUAUGUGUGUCAGCUGUGCGGGGAGGUGUUUCACUCGCAGGCCAAGAUGGAGUGGCACAAGGAGACACACGAGAAGAAGCCCAAAUCCUGCCCGUACUGCCGCGAAAAGUUCAUACACCGCAACAGUCUGACGCGGCACAUACGGCUAUCGCACACGGACAAGUAUGCGAUGCUGGAAAACAAAACCGAACCGUGCAACAUCUGCCAGCAGCCGUACACGAAGACGAGUAUGCGCCGGCACAUGGAAACGCACACGACGGAGCGGAUGGCGUAUGCGUGCGGCAUCUGCAACAAGCGGUUCACCACGAACUGGAACCUGAAGCAGCACAAAUGGACGCACGCGAACCCGACGAUGAAGCCGUUCCAGUGCACGCACUGUCCGAGCGCGUUUGUGCGGGAGUCCGACUUUGUGACACAUGUGAACGCACACCGUUCGAUACGGCCGUACACGUGCAAUUAUUGCGGCAGUCAAUUCAUACGCAAGUACAACUGGAUAAGGCAUACGCGCGAACACGAAAGCGACAAGGGCCACCGGUGUGAUGUGUGCGGCCGUCAGUUCCACCGGAAGUACUACCUGACCGAGCACAAGCGCAUCCACACCGGUGAGCGGCCGUUCGCGUGCAACAUCUGUGGCAAAACGUCCGCCACCAAGACGAACCAUAACAAGCACGUGCGGAUACAUCAUGCGCGCGAUCCGCUCACGGCGGAAGGAUAAGGUGUAUAUUGCUUGGUAUUUGAUUAUUAAAUCGUUUUAAAUCAUGUAAAAAAUGUUUUUUCUAGCGUGUGAUUAAGGUUUAAGAUUUGUGUAUAACCCAUAGGAACGUAACGUGGUCUAAGUUAAUA
Molecule: messenger RNA, 6317 nt
Organism: Anopheles moucheti
Lineage: Eukaryota; Metazoa; Arthropoda; Insecta; Diptera; Culicidae
Exons: 5
Coding region: 151-6189 (2012 amino acids)
Source: RefSeq, a predicted model, not a curated record